Messenger RNA from Gekko japonicus, 1742 nucleotides. It is a transcript of the gene AP5M1, whose product is annotated as adaptor related protein complex 5, mu 1 subunit. Gene Ontology annotation, biological process: endosomal transport. The transcript is spliced from 8 exons. The record is from RefSeq and is a predicted model, not a curated record. Gene Ontology annotation, cellular component: AP-type membrane coat adaptor complex; late endosome; lysosome. NCBI's taxonomy places the organism in Eukaryota, Metazoa, Chordata, Lepidosauria, Squamata, Gekkonidae. Bases 142 to 1608 code for a protein of 488 amino acids.
AGCUGGAGGCAUUAGGAUCAGCUCAUACGCGGGAAAUCCACCCAGCGCUCAACGAUGCCGGCUGUAGGACGCUCUUUGGCUCUGAAUCCGUCAUGGCGAUAGCCCCUACAAGGUGAUCUCUUCGCUCAUUAGCUACCUGCGAUGGCCUUGAGAGGUCUGUGGCUCAUCAGCCACGAACAAGAUGCACGCGGAACUGUGCUCUUUUCCAGGCGUUACCCCACCGUCGAAACGCGAGCAAAACGCUUCAAUGGGGACAGCUACGUGGCCGUCCCAGAAGACGGCCCGUUCCUGAAAGCGCUGCUCUUCGAGCUGAGACUGACGGGCAACGAGCACGGCUUCACCGAGCGUCAAGACGGCUGCGCCCGGAUCAACAAGACCUCCGUCUACGCGCUCCAGACCGAACGCGGCGACCUCUGGCCCGUCGUGGCCUUCCAAAAAAGCGGGUCGAUCUACGCCGCCAUCCCACUGGUCGAGCAGUCCUUGAACCCGCGCCCGGCCCUCGUCAGCAUUAGCGGGAUCUCCCAGGCCUUCGGCCUCUUGUCGGGGCUGCUGGCCUUCCUGAACUCCAGCCAGAAGAACGAGGCCGAGCGGAGCGCCAAAGUCAGCCAGCUCCCGGGCUUGGUCACGCAUUCCUGUCCGCUCGGCACCCCGCUCGAGACUAACCUGAGCGCCUCGUUGUCUGAAAUCAGUCCCUUCCCUCCCGGUGGCCACCCCCAGAAACUGCCCAGCUGGAGAAGCUGCCCGUACAAAGGGAAGCCACAAGUUAAUAUCUGUAUCGUUGAAAAAGUCAAGUCUGUGCAGUACGACAAAAGGGACGUGGCGGACACAUGGCAGGUGUACGGAGCCGUAAGUUGCAAGUGCGACGUGGAAGGCGCCGCUCCCAACGUGUCGGUCAGCUUGAACCUCCCUGCCAACGGCUCCCCGCUCCAGGAUAUCUUGGUCCACCCUUGCGUCACCUCCCUCGACUCGGCCGUCCUCACAAGCAGCAGCGUCGAUGCUGUGGAUGACUCAGCUUUCAGCGGGCCUUACAAGUUCCCUUUGACCCCACCUCCGGACCAGUUCACUCUCUGCUAUUAUACUUCCCAGGUGCCAGUUCCACCAAUUUUAGGGUUUUACCAGUUGAAAGAAGAAGAAUCGCAGUGGAAGUUAACGGUGCACCUGAAGCUUCAUGAGAGCGUGAAAAACACUUUCGAGUACUGCGAGGCCCGCAUUCCCUUUUUCAAUAGGGGCCCGAUCGCCCACUUGGAGUACAAAAUCACCUACGGCCAACUCGAGGUGUCGAAGGAGAAGAGCUUGCUGGUUUGGGUCAUCGGGCAGAAAUUCCCCAAGUCGUUGGAAAUUUCCCUGACCGGAACGGUGGCGUUUGGGCCCGCGAGUCAACAGCAAGCGGCUGAUCCCGUAUGCACCGGAAGCACCGCCUACGUCAAACUUUAUUUCAGGAUCCUGGAUUUCACGCUGACCGGCUGCUACACGGACCAGCAUUCCGUCCAGGUCUUCGCUGCCGGCAGACCAAAGAUCAGUGCAGCCCGAGAAGUGCUUUCUUCCGAUUACUACAUCUGGAAUUCCAAAGCCCCGGCGCCUGUCGUGUAUCGAACGUUGCUUUUCUAAUUCCGACUCCGUUUUGUACCAGAACAAGAAAAGAUGAAUUUGCAGAAAUAUUUUUAACCCGCGUAUUUAAGGCCUCCGGUGGGUUGUUUGAGGGAUGGGACACAAAUUACCUGAAUUUCAAUAAAAAUAUAUUU